This is a messenger RNA of Sorghum bicolor (sorghum), 2569 nucleotides long. RefSeq lists its product as uncharacterized. The coding region runs from base 534 to 2369 and encodes 611 amino acids. NCBI's taxonomy places the organism in Eukaryota, Viridiplantae, Streptophyta, Magnoliopsida, Poales, Poaceae. The record is from RefSeq and is a predicted model, not a curated record. The transcript is spliced from 9 exons.
AACCCGAGCCUAAUUCCCACCACCAAAGGAAACUUGCGCACCGGCCAUCACCAACGCCACCGCCGGCGCAGUCUCGAUUCCCGCAGACGCUUCUCUCCUUACCCCCGACCCCAAUCAAAGCCACCGCCGAAUCGCCUUAAUCUGGCUGCGGUGGCUGGAACGCGCCUUGGUGGCGUCCAGGUACACAUCGGGAGCUCGCGGGGAAUCUUUAAUGGCGUCGGAGUCGCAUCGCCAGCCAUAGGAGCCUGACUGACUGAGGUGCCGACUGCCGACUGCCAACUGCCGAGGCGAUCACUUGUCAACUAUCUGCUCCCUUUUCUGGGUACAUUGUCUUGCUUGGAUGCAUACGGAACCGGAGAUGAACGGCCGGGCUCGGAGGCCGGCGGCGGCGCGCGGCGCGAAAGCGGCCCCGAAGAGCGACAGCAGAGUAUGUGCUUCGUCAAUCUCUCUCAGUUUCUUUGCAUGCUGAAAGAGCAAUUGGAAGUUCGUAGCUUUCGUCGAAUUGCACGUCCAGGUGGUGACAAUGUGCGGUGAUGGAGAAGGAUCCGAGGAAGGCCGCGACGCCGGUGAAGGCAUCGGCCAACGCGGGCACCAGGGGCACCAUGAACAGAAUUCAGUCGAGGAGAGAGCGGAAGCUCGCGCUGCAGCAAGAUGUGGAUAAGCUCAAGAAGAAGCUGCGCCACGAGGAGAACGUCCACCGUGCUCUGGAGCGGGCGUUCACGCGGCCGCUCGGCGCCCUGCCUCGCCUGCCGCCGUAUCUGCCGUCUCAGACGCUGGCUCUUCUCGCGGAGGUGGCGGUGCUGGAGGAGGAGGUCGUCCGGCUGGAGGAGCAGGUGGUGAAUUUCCGGCAAGGGAUCUACCACGAGGCGAUCAUCUUCUCCUCCGCCAAGAACGCCCAACUCCCCGGCCGCGAAGUUCCCAUGCCGGCGCAGCUCAUACCGUCGAACCCGGUGCUGAAUUCCGCGGUCUCACCGACACCGACGACAGUAAACCAAGGUCCAGACCAUCCUCCCAACGCUCGUCCAUCACCGCACAACGGCGUGGCCAACGGCAAGCAAACGCCAAGAAAGCCCGUCGUCAACGCUACCUCGCCGCCGAGCAAGGAUGACCGGUCCGGCGCAGGGAAAGAGAACCAGUCAUGCAGCAACACGUCGAGCACGAAGACGCCGUUGCAGCAGAAGACGGCCAAGUCCAGGGCGACGCCGCCUGACAGACGCAGCAGGGCUACUCCUGCUCAUCAUCAUCAGAUGCUCUUUGCAUCGUCCAUGCAGACAAACACUACUGCUGCGCCUGACCGUAAAAGGCCUGCUGCUGCUGGCAGCAGCCCGGACAAAGUGACGACGUCCCACGACGACUCGAGCUCGAGCGUGCCGAACAAACUGUCGGAGGAGCUGCUCCGGUGCCUGCUGACCAUCUUCUCGCGGAUGGGCUCGGCCGCCGGCCGAGGACAAGGAGACGAGGAUCAGCAGGCGCCGUCCCCGUCGGUGUCCGGCUCCAGCGAGAGCUCCGGCUCGGGGUCGGAGGACGCGUACCCGCAGGACCCCUACGGCAUUCUGGAGCUGGGCGCCAGGGACAUCGGCCCCUACAAGCGGUUCCACGUGGUGGACGCCGCGUCCUUCGACCCCAACGCGCUGGCCGGCGAUGGCGAUCACACGCCUCUCGUCGUCCGGAGGCUGAAGGCCCUGCUGCGGAGGCUGUCGUCGGUUGACCUGGCGGUGGCGGGGCUCUCCCAUCAGCAGAAGCUGGCGUUCUGGAUCAACGUCUACAACUCAUGCAUGAUGAACGCGUUCCUGGAGCAAGGGAUACCUACCACCCCGCAAAUGCUCGUGGCGAUGAUGCCCAAGGCCACCAUAAGCGUUGGUGGGCGCACGCACAGCGCCAUGUCCAUCGAGCAUUUCAUCCUCAGGCUACCCUACAGCGCCAAGCAGGUGAAUCGGGAAGAGGCCAAGGACGACGACGUGACGACGGCGGCGGCGCGCGGCGCGUUCGGGCUGGAGUGGCCUGAGCCCCUCGUCACCUUCGCGCUCUCCUGCGGCAGCUGGUCCUCCCCUGCGGUGAGGGUGUACACGGCGGCGCGCGUGGAGGAGGAGCUGGAGGCGGCGAAGCGGGAGUACCUGCAGGCGGCGGUGGGCGUGUCGACGCCGGGGAAGCUGGCGGUCCCGAAGCUGCUGCACUGGUACCUGCUGGACUUCGCCAAGGACGUGGACGCGCUCAUGGACUGGGUCUGCCUGCAGCUCCCGCCCGAGCUGCGGCACAAGGCGAUGCGGGUCGUGGAGGACGGCCGGCGCCGCGCGGCGGGCGCCGAGCCCGCCGGCCGCAUCCAGGUCCUGCCGUACGAGUUCAGGUUCAGGUACCUGUUGGCCUCGUGACGCGUACGUACGAGCAGUGCCAUACUGCCGUGCCAUGCCACCAUGCAUGGCGCACUCUGAGAUUGUACUUGUACACAGGUUUUGCAAUAAAGUGAUCGGAUAGACUGCCGAGUCGCAAUGCAGUUGUAGCCGUUUGUAUGUAAAUGAAAGAAGAAUAUGAAAGUUUUCUCGCUCCAUAAUAUAAUUCGAGAUCGAUAGCU